This is a messenger RNA of Leptinotarsa decemlineata (Colorado potato beetle), 1510 nucleotides long. Its product is annotated as ATP-dependent RNA helicase p62. The record is from RefSeq and is a predicted model, not a curated record. NCBI's taxonomy places the organism in Eukaryota, Metazoa, Arthropoda, Insecta, Coleoptera, Chrysomelidae. Gene Ontology annotation, molecular function: nucleic acid binding; RNA helicase activity; ATP binding.
UAUACAUAGGUGGGGGAAUUCGUACUAAUACAGUUUUUCCUUUUCUUCUUUCUCUAUCUCCGUGGACGUCAGAGAGUUUUCCUGACUCCAUAAGAGCCGGCUACCAAAGGGUUGAAAUUAUCAUUAAUAACGACCCAGAACAUCUACAGGAAAAUUCAUAAAAUGUCUUACGGUAACAAGUCAGUGGGUGGUGCUGGCGGCUUCAGGGGCCGCGAGAACGGAUUUUCCGGAGGAGACGGCUUCAAAAACGGUAGUUCCGGCGGAAGCUUCAGGAACAGCAGUUCUGGAGGUGGCUUCAGAAAUGGCAGUUCUGGAGGAGGUUUCAGGAAUGGAAAUUCAGGAGGGGGCUAUAGAAACGGUGGAGGUGCCGGAUAUGGUGGAGAUAAGUUUGGUGAUUUUAAUGGACAAGGGUUGCGCAAAGUCGAGUGGGGCAGAAAGUCUUUGCAGCCCAUCAAGAAAGAUUUUUAUGUGCCCCAUCAGUCUAUAGCAAACCGAUCUGCAUUUGAAGUAGAACAGUAUCGUAAUUCUAAAGAAAUCACAGUCGAUUCCAAUGCUCCUAACCCUAUUCAGAAUUUCAAUGAGGCCUGUUUUCCUGAUUAUGUGAUGAAUGAAAUUCGUAAUCAAGGAUACGAAGCCCCUACUGCCAUUCAGGCUCAGGGUUGGCCAAUAGCAAUGAGUGGUCAUGAUAUGGUUGGCAUUGCUCAAACAGGAUCCGGUAAAACUUUGGGAUACAUCCUUCCAGCUAUAGUACACAUCAAUAACCAAGCUCCUUUAAGUCGAGGCGAUGGACCAAUCGCUCUGAUUCUAGCACCAACUCGAGAACUUGCCCAGCAGAUACAGCAGGUAGCGAAUGACUUUGGUAGCUCGUCUUAUGUAAGGAACACCUGUAUUUUCGGUGGAGCACCGAAAGGACCCCAGGCUCGGGAUUUAGAAAGAGGAGUAGAAAUCUGUAUUGCUACACCUGGUAGACUUAUCGAUUUCUUGUCGAAAGGCACAACAAAUUUGGAGAGGUGUACUUAUUUAGUUUUGGACGAGGCUGAUAGAAUGUUGGACAUGGGUUUUGAGCCUCAAAUACGUAAAAUCCUCGGACAGGUUCGACCUGAUAGACAAACUCUCAUGUGGUCUGCAACAUGGCCCAAGGAAGUGAAGAAACUAGCUGCCGAUUUCAUGACUAACCCCGUUCACCUCAAUAUUGGAUCGAUGAAUCUCUCUGCAAAUCACAAUAUCCUGCAGAUUGUUGAUGUAUGCCAGGAACAUGAAAAAGAACAAAAAUUAGGCACCCUUUUGCAAGAAAUUGGAACAAAUGGUGAACCAGACUCUAAAAUUAUCAUCUUUGUGGAAACGAAGAGGAAAGUAGAAGGAAUCACAAAAUCUAUACGUAGGUACGGUUGGCCUGCAGUUGCCAUGCACGGUGAUAAAUCUCAACAAGAAAGAGAUUAUGUAUUAAGGGAGUUUAGGAAUGGCAAAGCUACCAUUCUGGUUGCUACUGAUGUUGCAGCUAGGGGAUUAG